Molecule: messenger RNA, 849 nt
Organism: Lathyrus oleraceus (garden pea)
Lineage: Eukaryota; Viridiplantae; Streptophyta; Magnoliopsida; Fabales; Fabaceae
Exons: 2
Coding region: 1-849 (282 amino acids)
Biological process (GO): mitochondrion organization
Cellular component (GO): cytoplasm
Source: RefSeq, a predicted model, not a curated record
AUGGAGUUUGGACGGAUGUUGAGGAAUUUGACAAUUAUGGAAUUGGAAGGGAUUCUUUUUUCUUGGGCUUCACAUGGGGAAGAAAUUAGUGAUAGACUUCGUUUUUUUGUUGAAGAAUGUGACCAUGUACAGGGAUUUCAAUUUGUAGUUGAUGACUCUGGAGGUUUCUCUUCUGUGGGUGCUGAGUUUCUAGAAAACAUUGUGGAUGAGUAUACAAGCACUCCUGUCCUGCUGUAUGCUGCCCGUGGUUCUGGUUCACGAGCAAGUUUUCAGACCAGGAAGCGUACAAUCUUAGAGGAGCUUCAUGAUGCUAUAUCAUUUUCAAGACUAUCAUCCUACUCUAAACUAAUUGUACCUGUUGGUCUGCCCUCCUUAGGUAGAGCUUCCAAGUUCCUCCACAUUAAAGAUGAGAAGCAUUACCACUCAAGUGCCGUUUAUGCUGCUGCACUACACUCCAUUAGUCUUCCAUUCCGAAUAUUACCAGUUGGGCCUACUGCAGAUGCAUGUUCUGUUUCUGGGGUUGUGGAUUUUCAUGGACUUAUUCAAAUGUUAUCAGGGCAAGGAAGGCAGAAUAUGGUGUCAAUUCUGGAUGUUUCCAUGCCAACACCUGCUUUAACUGGGGGACAGAAUGAAGUGUCUUUGUUAGAAAAUUUUCAGCCGUUGACCCCAAUGAUUUCUGAGGACGUUGAAGACAUACAGGCAAUUGAACACUUGACAGUACAUGGAGCUUUUGCAUCAGAAGCUCGUCGCGCUUCAGUUUGUGAAGUAAAAGAUUCAUUGGAUGCUGCUUUUGAGCGUGCCAAUACAAGGCCAAUUGCAGACCUCAAUCACCCUGCUGCAGUACCUUGA